Molecule: messenger RNA, 7922 nt
Organism: Orussus abietinus
Lineage: Eukaryota; Metazoa; Arthropoda; Insecta; Hymenoptera; Orussidae
Gene: Phlpp
Product: protein phosphatase PHLPP-like protein
Exons: 18
Coding region: 10-4152 (1380 amino acids)
Molecular function (GO): protein binding
Source: RefSeq, a predicted model, not a curated record
CUGGCUAAGAUGGGGAGGAUGGAUAGGAUCGAUGGCCUGGACAAAGUGAAUAGACUGGAGAAGAUCGAUAGGGUGGGUAGGAUCGAUAAGGUGGAGAAGGAGGAAGAUAAAAGCGGAUGGAUCAGAAUCUGCACGGGCGUUGACAGUGCCCUGAUUCAUGUUGAUUUCGAUACCACUUGCAAGGAUGUCUGCAGGGAUACUCUGCUGCCUGAAGAUGUCACCAUUUUUGUGCAGUAUGGAGGUGAACCGGGAAGGAGACUGUCGUACCUGGAAAAUCCACUUAGAAUCCAGGAAUCCUUUUUGCGGAGAUUAGGAUACAGAGAUGCAUCCAGACGCAAGAAUUUUGGCAUCGAUAAGGAGCUGAGGCACCUCAUCGCUUUCCACACGGGUCCUGCAGAGCCCUUGGCAGAAUUAAAGGGCUAUACCCGAUGCGGACACGUCCUCGUGCUGAAGGGGUUGGUCUCACCCCAAUGGAAGCGCCGCGCCCUUGCAGUCGUCGGAUCCAGGCUCUUCCUCUACCCUGCCUCUCCCGAGUCGCGACCCGAGUGGAUGGAAUUAGGCUUUGGAACUGACGACCUGGGCCGCACAAUUGGGGGUGGCAGAGGAGGUGCCGUUUGUCACGCACCUCCUCGACUUGGCAAACUGGUACUUCGUGUCACUGGUUUGCCCAUGAUGUCACACGAAGAACCCCCAAGGCCCCAUCCCGAGGCCAGACACCUGUACCUGGGUUUCCAGCACCCCUGGGACAGAGACCUCUGGCUUGGAUGGCUUAGGAAGGCCACGUCGGUGGCUUCAGGGUGCAGCGGAAAACUGGACCUCGAUAAGGUUGGACUGUCCAGGAUCCCGGAGAGCGUCCUCGCCUUUUCGGUAGAAGAGCUCCUCCUCGGGGAGAACCAGCUGGCCUACCCCGAGAGCAACCUGGCGGUCCUACAAAGAUUCCAGAACCUCCGUUUCGCCAGCCUGAGGGACAACGGGCUGGAGGCGAUCCCUCGGGAACUAUUUGAACUGAGGGGACUUACUCGCCUGGACCUUUCGGGAAAUAGGAUCCAUCGCGUCCCCGCUGAAAUCAGCCGAUUGGUUAACCUCGAAGAGCUAAUCCUGGAUCGAAAUGAACUCACGGACCUUCCUGACGAGAUAACCGAGCUGACGAAUCUGUUCGGCGUUUCCCUUGUGGGGAAUUCUUACGGAUCACCGCCGUCCUUCUUGGAUAUGCGUGCUCUUCCUCUGACGGAGGUUCUCUCAAGAGGAGGGUCCGUUAAAUCGUACAAAGACGACAAGGAUGAUCGAGCCAAAUUGCACGAGGUCAACCUCAGGAACAACCGGCUAAAAGGGAACAUAAUUUUGGGGAAUUACGGCAACCUCACGCAGCUGGAUGUCAGCGAGAACAGCAUCGAGAAGCUGGAUAUCGGCGCUCUUCAGGAACUACGAAUCGUACGCUGUGCUCGAAACGCACUUACGGAAUUAAGAGUCUGCGGUAGGAACCUGGUAUCACUAAUCGCUGGUAAUAAUAAACUGAAGAAGCUGAUCAUCGAGCCAGUCCCCACGAAUCUGGAACAUCUCGACGUCUCUUACAACGAGCUGGAUGCAUUGCCAGAGUGGAUUCCGGAACUUCCAGUUCUGCGAGCCCUUUUUGCGUCCCACAAUAGCUUAACGGUGCUACCGGACAAGCUGCUAUCUCAGCUGACAAGGUUGGAGGUUCUUCAUCUACCCCACAACAGGCUUCAAGCCCUGCCACCACCUGGCAGGACCUUAAACAUCGUUCACCUGACCCUGCAAGGGAACGCCCUAACGGCGUUGCCAGCCAAUUUCUUCGCCAACACCAAAACGCUGAAGAUCUUGAACCUAUCAAAGAAUCGUCUCUCCGAACUCAUAUAUCCCGAGGAAGAUAAAAAUCCUCGAUUCUGUAGUGCCCUGGAGAAGCUCUACCUCACUGGAAAUUGUCUCACGGAUGCUGCACUGGAUGCACUCUCUAAAUUUACCGCUUUGAGGGUUCUUCACGUCGCCUACAACACGUUGGAUACUCUUCCUGAAAGUUGCGUCGCAGCGUGGAGUGACCUGGAAGAGCUGGUCUUAUCUGGGAACCGACUUCAGUACCUGCCGGAUAACAUUGCCAAUUUGCCCCAUUUGCGGGUUCUUCGAGUACACUCCAAUCGACUGUUGUCCUGUCCAGCCUUCGACAAAUCUUUGAAUCUCAGGGUUCUCGACGUGGCGCAUAAUCGGCUGGACCGAAUAAAUCUAGCAACUUUGGUGCCGCCGCAGUUGCAAUUCCUCGAUAUAUCCUGCAAUUCCCGAUUGCACGUCGACCCCCGUCAGUUCCAAGCAUACAGAUCUCACAGGCCCGUUUCCCUGGUGGACGUGUCGGGGCAAAAUAGAGUAAACUUACCCUCUCGACCUGAGAAUGGAGAAAGCAAGGAUCCCCAGGACAAGGACGACCGAGAAGCCACCUCCGAUGGCGGCUCGGAUCGACCCUGGAGAGUCGGCUUCUCCGAGACUGCAGGAACCCGAGAGAGACUUUACGUCACGCAGCUCCGAAUGCCGUCAUUCUGCAACACGGAGGGCCUGUUCGGGCUGUUCGACGGGGGAAGCAACCAGACAGCUCCAGGUAUCCUCCAGGAGGCCGUGCCGCGACUUCUUCUGGAAGAAAGGACUAUUAGGGAGACCUCUAAGGACUACCUGAAGUACACCUUACUAUCAGCACACAGGGAGCUGAAGGAAGACGGGCAAAAAUACGGAGUGGACGCCACAUUGGUCCACUUGACUUGCCAGCCUUCCUCUCGAGGUCAUCCUCGAUCCUUGAAAAAAUACACCCUGAGGGUGGCAUCCUCAGGAGACGCCAACGCAAUUUUGUGCAGAGCCGCUGGUCCCUUGACCCUAGCCUGGCGAGGAGCUAGAAAGUUGCGAGAGCGUCGUCGUCGACGACGACAGCGACCUGUACCGACGUCGACGUCGACCUCGGCGUCAACCUCGCCAUCGUCGCCGCAGCAUCGAUUGGGACAUUCGGCGAUGUUCCCACUGGUGGUGCCCGAUCCCGUGGCCGAAGAGGUUCCUCUGGAAGACGACGACGAGUUCAUCAUCCUGGCGAAUCGAUGGCUCUGGGAGGUCCUGGGCGUCGAGGAGGCCGUUAGAGAAGCCAGGGCGGAAGCGAACCCGGUACUUGCAGCAAAGAGGCUGCAGGACCUGGCACAGGCCUAUGGGGCUGAAGAGAACCUCAGCGUCCUCGUCGUGCGACUUGGGACGGGCGGAAGCACCGCCCUGGGGGGUGUCCCCGGUCGCCUGGGUGCACAGGGAUGUCGUUGCCCCUGCUGCAGGGCACCGGCACCUCACGAAACCCCUGCGCCCUGCUGCUGCCACGGCACUGACCCUCGGUACACGAAUGGAGUCCUCAAGAGUCUCAUCGACAGGUCGCUGAACGAGAAAACUCGUAACCUCCCCGCCAGAGAGUCGAAGGACGAGUCAGCGUGCGAUGGCUCAGUGUGCGCGGAUGAGCGCGGUUCUCCCAGCGGCCAGUCCGGACAGUCUGGCCAAUCCGGCCAAUCGGGGAUCUCCAGCCAGUCCGGCCAAUCGGAGUCCAGGAUGCGGGCACAUGCGCGGCCCCGCAUCGUCGACGGCUCUUCGGCGUCGUCGCGCGUGUGGACCGGCAGUGCGGCCUCGCGCGCAGCAGCGAAAGCGCAGGUGGAUCUCUCGGUGGAGAAGGAGGACGCCUUCGAGAGGUCAGCGAACCUCAGCGAGGAGCAACUGCGCUGCUGGGAAUAUAUGCUCGAGCAGAACACCCAGCUGCUCUUCGAUAAGGAGCUGGACACCCUGACGACGUCGCCCCUGCACAGGGGACAGUCGAGGUCGACGCCGCAGCUCGCCGUGAACCUCCCUUUCCUUUCCAAACGAUUUGGCAGCGCAAGGGCCUUCGAACAGCGAGGAGGCCCCAGGGUGCCAACGGGACCACCUCCAUCUGCGAGCCGCCUUAACGCUGCGACGAGAAGACCUCCCCAUGGGGGUCCGAAUGCCGCGUAUUUCGGAAGCCUGCAAAGGCUCAUGCCCUACAACCUGGAGUACGACUUCGCCGUCAUCCGAGAAAGGGGCAGUGGCCUUGACUCCUUGGAGCAGGAUGCGUCGAGGAUGCAGCAGUACUGGGGUGUCGCCACCACGGAACUGUGAUCGCGCAUUUGUCGUUGAAAUUAGGUUUUAAGGCGAUAUGAAACUGGCGUCCGAGGGGUCAAUCGUUCGACACUUUUCUCAUAACUAGAUGUGCCGAAUUGUUUGAAAGUUUUCCACGUGGAUGUAGAGGUCCUAAGGAAGGUCCCUACUCCCAUGAAAUUUAAUAUUUAUUAUUGUUUAUAACAGGUUUUUAAUUUUUUGUAACCAAGUGAGAUUUUAUAGGUGUCGGGACCUCUCUUAUGGUUUCUACAUUCACGUGGUAAAAUUUCAAACGAUUCGGUACACCCAGGUUACAGACAAGUUUCAUAAACGAUUAAUCCGAGGGAUGUAAUUGCUGAGUGCAACGAAACGCUCUGAUUGGCUUUCAAUUUUACUCUGAAAACUAUGAGCAGCUGUUGUAAACACGACUAAUUUCAAUUUUAACCGGAUUCUUGGGAGGUGCAGAAUAUCUAUUUUAUUGCUACAUCUACUACCUUUCACGGAAUGCGGUACUUGAGUCAAACGAUGCCGGUGUAUCAAUUUUUUUACCUUGAGAUACAGCAAGAAACAUAUUUUAUUGAGGAGUGGGCACAUUGUAGCUGCAAUAAGAGAAGAGAAAUUCCUGGUAUUGGUUUUUUACGAGCCUUAUACCUUUCUCUCCGCAAAACCGAGUCUCUGUAGUCCAUUCUACAAUUCCAGGUGCAUGAAUCACCUGGAGAGAACGACAAAUUGCGAACGCAAAGCGUUCGUUUUCUGAAAUCGAAUACUCCAACACAUCGAAUUUUUCAUACCGUUACUACUUAAGGCGAUGUCAAAGUGACAUCUCAUUUAUGAAACUUUUCUCCGAGAUGGUUGUACCGAAUCGUUCCAAACUUUACACUAUGAAAAUGGAGGCUAUUGAAAAGGUCUUAACAUCCAUGAAAUUAAAAUUAUUUUUUCUAAUUUGCUUAUAGAUUUUUUUACAUUUUUUAUAAACAAUGAAAUGUCAUGAAUGGCAAAACCUUCCUUAGAGCCACUAUAUCCGGGGUAUAAAAUUUGAAACGAUUCGAUACACCCAGUUUGGAGAAAAGUUUCAUGAACGAUUGACUCCUCAGAUGCCACUUUCAUAACCCCUUAAAUCCCUGGUAAUGCCACACAACUGUACAUUUUGAGAGAAGAGUAUUAUUUUAACAUUACUCGUGGCAUUAACAGUGAUAGUAGUAAUUGCGUUACCGAGGUCAACGUACAAAUAGCGAACAAUAACUGAAGACUGCAUAGACGAUUACGAUAUAGUGACAAUGAAAUCUAACGAUCGGCGCCGUGGUGCUGAUAUCUUGUAAAAAAAGAUGUUUUAUAAUUGGACAUAAAUUGUGAAUAAUAAAACGCGUUCGAAAAUUAACCCAAAGUCCCUCAUAAAUUAGGAAGAGAAUUCUGAUUUCCGUCACGGUGCAGUCAUCGUGCAGCUGCUCGAAACAAAGAAUAUUAUAAAUAACUAAAAUCAUGACAAAUUCAUCCGUUUUGCGAAAUAGAAUAUGCGACAAUCUUAAAACAGAGUUGACGCAAAAUUGUAGAUACAAUAUGCCUAUAUUUUUUAUUUUGCACGACUGCAUUUCCUAUCGUAACCGCAAUGUCAUUUUUUUUUUCACGAAGGAUGUAAACAUUGUGUUUGCGACCAUAUCGGCUAGUCAAUAAUUAAUGCCGUGCGGUAGUUUCCUAAUUAUCUUUCGAGUUCGAUUCGACCUGGUUGGCCAAUCGUGUUUACACGAUCGGUGACGAGUUUCUUUACUAUCUCUGUUUGUAUUGCGGGAAACAAGUCGCGUUCCACAGUCUGCGAAAUGUCUUAAGAUAAGCCUUCAAGUACAUACAUCUCGGAGUCAUCAAUAGAUUAUCGCCUCAGAUCAACUGAUCAACGUUUCAUGUUGUUUAUGCAAAAACACUCGUGCUAGAUCCGCAAUCAUAUAUCGCCUGAUGCUGAAAUCAAGCUUCUCUAAUUAGGAUCCUUAAUUUUAACGAAUUCGUAAAAAUUCCAAUUUAACAGCGUGUCGUGCACUUUUACCUCCGUGAUUAAAUAUCUGCCACGUGAUCUAAUCAUUACCGCCGUUUCUAAAGGAAUAAUUAUUACUAUUUGGAAUAACCGGUAAUUAAAACGUUUCGCUUACUUGUGAACGCAGAAGAGCCGGUAAAAACGGUCAUCAACUCUAUUUGUACUUCUUUUUUAAGUGAAAUUUCUUACGUCACUGUAUUACUUAUAAAUUCGCAUGUUACGAAAGAGACCCAUUUCGAAAAGUGAAACUCUUCUAUUUUACAAUUAAUUACAAUCUAUAUUCAUCUUCGCGUUUUAAUACGAACACAAUUUGCGUAAACAUUCUCGUUAGUGAUAGUGCACAAUUCUCUCAUUUAAGAUGAAAUAUGAAUUAUGCAAAUAGGAAGUAAAAAGAAUUAUACCGAAAACACCCAGUACUGGUAAUUGGCGAAAGAAUAAUUAAUAGUAAUUAAUAAUAUCCGAUUCUCAUCAAGUUUCACUUCCAACUCAGGUGACGCAGCGAUUUUUGUUUUUCUAAGAACUGUUGACUACUCCACCUACAAAAUCCAAACAAUAUGUGCAGGAAUUUGGGAGAUUCUCAAAAGUCGUAAAAGGUUACAAUGUUUACGAAGAGAUAUGCGACAAGGCCAUUACUCUGAAUUUCGAGAGUAAUACGACUGAUUCCUAGCUUCUGCUUUCGCGGUCGGCGACGACCUUCACUCGGGUUUCCUAAAGCACGCUAUCACCGGUGUUAUUUUUAUAUUCACCGAGCUCGCCAGUAACAGUCGGUCGCUCCGCGCACACGUUGCGCUUUCCGACAUCGCGAACUAAUUUUCUAACUAAAACAAUUCUCCGAGAUUGCAUAAUUACAAAGAUAUCGCGACCGCUGUGGAAAUUCCGGACUUAAUUCUCUGAAUAAAAAAAAAAAUCGUCUCAAGCGUUGUUUCUCCAAAACAAAUAAUUCCAUCGUCAAAUAAAAACACAUUACCUCGUGGUCCUUAAAAUUAAAAUUAUCUAGAAUGCUCAGCGCACGCGGACAUUUUUACACGUUAACGCUGCACUUUGCCGCGUGUUUUUUACAUGUUAAUUGGACCAAGUCGAGACAAGGGGGAGGGACUUCAUCUCCCUUUUUAUUAUUACUCCGAUGUGUCACUGUUAUUGCGUGGAACACGUGUCAGUGGUCCAGUGCGCCUUCGGUUCCGCAUCGUGUAAAGUGAUCUUUCCGAGAGCGCGCAAGCACAUCCGCUCUCGCUCGCCAUUGGACGGCGACUGAUGGCGCUACGAGAGUGCGCGGAGCAGCGCGGGGCGCAAGUCGGGACUGCGCGUGCGCGGGAACGCUCGCGCGUAUUUCUCCCUCAAUCUGGCAGCGCGACUGAAAUUUUAGUCUGUUGGCGGGCGUCGAUCGCACAGGUGCGUUUUGUUCUGCUCCAUCAGAAGACGAAACCGCCGCGGUUCCUUUUACGCCCGUCCCGAAUUGACGGUCCAUCCUUAAGCAGACACUGACCAACACGUGGCACAAGCCGAAGGAGAGUGAAGCUGAUCGUCGGUCAAGGGAACCAAGCAAGCUGGAGAAAGGUACCACCACAGAAGUCGUGCAGGGACAUAUGUACGACAUGAGGGGGACUAAACGAGACUGGAUGUUCAGGGUUCAGACGCCCCCAUUGGAGAAGAACGAAUGUGUGUACGUGGUUGGUAACGUACCUGAAAUAGGUGGUUGGAAUCAUAAUCAGGCUUUACAAUUAACACGAGAACGUAGUGCAUCGGAUUUGUGUGUACUCUUUGACGGCAA